Messenger RNA from Scedosporium apiospermum, 4497 nucleotides. RefSeq lists its product as uncharacterized. The transcript has 6 exons. The record is from RefSeq and is a predicted model, not a curated record. Gene Ontology annotation, molecular function: protein binding. The coding region runs from base 1 to 4497 and encodes 1498 amino acids. NCBI's taxonomy places the organism in Eukaryota, Fungi, Ascomycota, Sordariomycetes, Microascales, Microascaceae.
AUGUUACAAGCCGGUAUGACUACGGUGCAUCUACGGCCCACUGAAAACGGCAACUCUCGAGAGCGCGCAUCGUCCCUUAGCUUUCGCCAGAACAGGCUUCACAGACUGAGCACCAUUUCGUCCCGCUUGUCCUCCCGGCCCGCUAACGGCGUCGAAUCCAAAGCCGAUAUCAACGGACCGCUCGGCCUGAAUCUCCUCAAUGAGCCAUCCGAGCCCCGCGUUGACUUCAUCUUUAUACACGGCCUAGGUGGAGGAUCUAGGAAAACAUGGAGCUAUUCGCCUGACCCUCACAUGUUCUGGCCCAAGGAAUGGUUGCCGAACGAAACCGGGUUCAGGCAUGUUCGUCUUCAUAGUUAUGGGUAUAACUCCGACUGGACUACGAGGAAGGACAGCCACUUGACCGUCCAUGAUUUUGGACAGGCGUUGCUCGCUGACCUCCGUAACUCCCCCCACCUCCGCAAAAAUGGCCAUACCCCGAUUGUGUUUGUGGCCCACAGCAUGGGUGGCUUGGUCGCGAAGAAGGCAGGGCUACCCAAAGAACAUGUCCGGUAUAUCGAAGCCGAUCAUCGUCACAUUUGCAAGUUCGACUCCCCAACCAAUCCCAACUACAUGACCCUACGGAAAGCGUUCCUGACUACUGUUGAAGAUCUGGAAGCUGACGCUCCGUUCCGGCGGCGGGACGAAUACACAUCUCAGAUGAAGAAAGUUGCUUCACUUCUACGAGUGGAUCAGAGACCGGAUGCGGUCCUCCUGGCAACAAGCGAGAAGCAACAUUCUGGGUCCUGUCAAUGGUUGACGGAAAGCAAGACGUUCCAAGAAUGGGUAGAAAAUCCGGUUGUUUGUUCGGAAGAAGAAAUUGCCCCAUCAAAAGAGCCUCCAUUGGCUAAACAGCCAAAAAUCUUAUGGCUCAAAGGCCGCCCCGGAACCGGUAAGUCGGUGGCCGCCGGCCAUGUCGUCCGCUACCUACAAACGUGCAACCUCGACUGCAGUUUCUAUUUCUUCGAACAUAAGAACCAAGGUGGCUCGACAGUAGCCGCGUUUCUUCGAUCUCUAGCAUUUCAAAUGGCUGAAUCUAGCUUCGAGGUCCGCCGCACCGUCGUGUCCAUGGCAGAGGACGGCAUCAAAAUCAAUCACGACGACCACCAUAUGCUUUGGACUAGUCUCUUCGCCGAGCGAAUCUUGAAGGUGGAGUACACUCGGCCUCAGUUUUGGGUGAUAGAUGCAGUCGACGAAUGCUCGACUAAGGGUAUGCCAGCCCUGGUGUCGAUGCUGUCAAGCCUAGGCAGCAAGACUCCUGUCCGAGUCUUCAUGACCAGCCGGCCUGGUGGACAACUGGGACGACUCCUCUCAUGGGAGUGGACUGAGUUUUCCGAGAUUACCACCGGACAGGAAGGAUCUUUAAGGGACAUUGAGCUCUUUGUGAAGGCUAGGUGCUCUGGGGCAAGUGACACUGGCUUGGUCGCGGAUGUCCUUGCCAAGUGCAACGGCGUCUUCCUCUGGGCUUCGCUGACAGUGGCCAAGCUGGAGGAAGCGUACAGCGUCGAGGAUAAACAAGAUAUUCUCCGGCAAAUACCACCCGAGAUGGACAUGUUCUACUCCCGCAUUAUCACGUCUAUUGCCGGGUCGCCGAGCUCCGAGCUUGCCAGAUGCAUCCUAAAAUGGACGAUCUGCUCACCUAGACCGCUCUAUUACGGAGAACUCGCAGAAGCUGUGAAGCUAGAUAUUAGCCGAACGUUAACAGCAUCCGCAAGUGAGCUCGAAACAAUGGCGGGGCAUCUCGUAUUCGUGGAUACCCAGUCUCAGAUUCAUAUCAUGCACCAGACAGCGUCGGAGUUCUUAACCCGGAAAAGGGAAGGCUUUUGGAUCGACCGCGCAGCAGCGCACUCCAAACUCGCCGAGAUUUGCCUUACUGUUCUCUGUGGGACCGAAUUCGCGCCACCAAGACUGCGUCGAGGGGGCACAACCAAAAGUACUGCUCUUGCAACCAAAAGCACUGUCCUCUCACCACUUGCCGACUACGCUGCCCUCAACUUCUCGUACCAUCUCAUGCAUGGCUCUCCCGCCGCCGACGGGCCCCUCAUCCUGCUGAACAAAUUUCUCAAAUCUAAUGUUCUGACGUGGAUCGAGAAAACAGCCAGCACCGAUAAUCUCUGGACCCUACAGAUCACCGCUCAAAGGUUGAAGGCGUAUCUAGGCCGACGAGCAAAGUACCAAUCACUAGUUAGCGUCGAAACUGAGACAGUUGCGAGGUGGGCUGCCGAUAUCUACCAUAUAGUUGCGGCCUUUCAUUCUAGUUUGCUCACUUCGCCAUCUUCGAUUUACCUCCUCAUCCCCCAACUUUGUCCUCCUAAGUCGAUUAUCCGGAAACUUUUCGCCAAACCAUCUGGGCAAUUGAGAAUUGCAGGUUCGUCAGAAGAAGACUGGAGCGAGAGGCUAGCGUGUUAUUUGUUCCCAGAGGAGGCGUCCGCUGUUACCUGCUGUGCCCGAUUCCUCGCAGUCGGUCUUACCGAUGGCGACAUUAGAAUCUACUGUAUCGCCGGAUCUGAUACGUUCGACUCGGCGGGGACGUUAGCACAUGGGAAAAAAGUCCGACAACUAGCCUUCAACCGGUCAUCUUCACUCCUAGCCUCAUGUAGUGCUAGAAAGCUAAUGCUAUGGGAUAUCCAUACGUCUUCUCGCGGGUCUUCAUUCCCAUGUCUCUGGUCGCGGAACCUCGAUUUCACCCCAUCGCACAUGGCCUUUCAUCCAGAUGGGAACUCUAUCGUGCUCGCAAACCCCCAACACAGUUCAAUCGUCGCUUUCGAAGCUGCGGAUGGCCGUAAGGGAGAACCGAUCCUCCUUCACGCAUUGGUAGACUCGGACUCGAGCUCCUCUGAUGAUGAGAGUGGUGACGAACAGGUAGCUGCGUGGAUGCCAUCAGAGUGGAUUCGACUCGAUGCCAGCCACAGACUCGCUGCGCUGGCUUAUAGGAAUGCGACCGUCUUGAUAUGGGAUCUGGAUUCCAUCGAAGAAAUCGGCAAAUUUGAAAGGGAAGCAUUCGAGGAUGUAUACGUUACCGCGCCACCUCUUGACAUGAUAUUCAACCCAAUUUCCGAGCUCGAACUCCUUGCCAUCACAUACAAGGACGGAGACAUGGUGACGUGUAACCCCUGGACUUUGGAGCAGACGAAUAAAUGCCAUCUCCCAGUCUUACUAUUUACGCUAGCCACCACCUCGGAUGGUCGGGUCCUGGCAGGCGCGACAGACGAUGGAGAAAUCUAUCUCUUCCUAUGGGAGACUCUGCAGCGUGUGUAUAAAAUAAAUAGACUCGACGACCAGUUUCGAAUCCAUGACAUUGUAUUCUCAACCGAUAACCGGCAACUUUUCGACAUUGGAGGGCACUCCUGCACUGUCUGGGAGCCGUUCAUCCUUGCACCGAGGGAUGAGUCGGACGACGGCAAGUCCUCGGAAGCUCACAGCGAAGAAGACAUCGUCCUGGAGUCGCCAGUCUCUCUCGCGCGCGUGUUUGAAUGGGGGAGGGCGAUCACAGCCAUCGAACAGGCGGACCACGGAAACUGUCUCAUGGUCGGACGACAAGAUGGCACGAUUGAGAUAUGCGAGCUGAGAACCGGCGACGUCAUGGACAAACUGGCGCUCCACGACUCGUUUGCCGAAAUAGAACACAUUGAUUGGAACGAGGAGAAGGGCGUAUUUCUUAGCGUGGAUACGAUUGGCCGCUGUAUACUUACACGACUGUCAUUUAUUAAACAGGGCACUACCAAAGUGCAGACCUGUUGUUUGUUGGACCAUCGAGAAGGGGCCUCUGUUCGGCAGGCAUUGAUCGGUCCCAAAGCCGAAUCGCUGCUUAUCUGCACCGAGUCGAGCGCCAAGAUCAUAGGACUUGAUGGAGGUCUCGUAGCAGAGGAGACAUGUCUCCCGGGGAGCUGGUGGAUGAGGCAUCUAUCCAACGACUCUCAUCUGAUCGCCAUUCAAGAGAAUACUCUCCACCUUUUCGAAUGGGCCUCUCUAAAGCGUCUAUCACAAACCGACGGAAUUGCACUUCUUGUCCCCGAGUUUCCUGUGCAAGUUACAAGCCGGAACCCGUGGAUUAGCGGUGCUGGUUCGAGCUAUUUCGCGCAGUGCAUCGUCGAUGGAGCGUCGCGGGUCCGAACAAGCAACAUUUUCGCCCUGGACACGUCCGAGAUCACCCUCGAAACGAAAGCAAUGUCGCUUCAGACGCUUUAUACUGAAUCGCUCAGGGUACAGGCUGUGCUAGGUUGCUUGAAAUCAAGAUUAUUCAUCCUCGAGACGAGCGGAUGGGUGUGCUCAAUUAGUCUUAAGCGCUUGAGCAAGGCGACUCAUUACACGCGGCACUUCUUCAUCCCGCAUACUUGGCGCUCGGGAGGUGGUUAUAUCGUGAUCAAGGUAGUUUCUAAGACCGCGGUGGCGUUUGGGAGAGGGGAGCAGUUGAUGAUCUUUCAUGGAUUCUUGGAGUUUGAGGAGAAGGCGGCGCUUUGA